AUGACGGUACCACCCCACGACGACGGAGCGGGGGACGUGUCGGGCUACCGCAACUCGCUCGAAGAGGCCGAAGCGCUCGACGCCAUCGAUCCGCUGCGACACUUUCUCGCCGCCUCUCCUUGCCCCGACGACCACGACAACGGCAACGGCGACGAUGACGAUGACGAUGGCAAGGACAUGCGCGACGUCAGGACGGCCACCGACUUUUCCAUUGUGCCCGUUCAGAGGGAUAGCAUCAUCAACCAGCGCGUGACGAUACGCUACUAUACCGACGCUUCGGUCGCGCCCAUCACCUUUGACCCCGCUUCACCGCCACCAGCGUCUCCAACGACGACGGCGACGGUGGAGGGAGAUGGGGAAGGGCAGCGUGGCAGGGCGUGGUACGAUGUGGUCCUCACGCUCGAUAUGACCGAGGGAUGCGGUGGCAAAAUCUGGCCCGCCGCAGAGGUCCUCGGCGCCUACAUCGCUUCCAAGCAUGCACCCGCUGCCUCCUCCUCCUCUUACUCCUCUGCUGAAUCGACGACGUCUUCGGGCUGGAAGGGAAAGACGGUGGUGGAGCUCGGGAGCGGGACGGGCUUGGUGGGCUUCCUGGUCGCCAAGAUGGGGUUGGGAUGCCGGGUCUGGGUGACGGACCAAAUACCGAUGCUGCCACUAAUGACGUCGAACCACGCCCUCAACCAGGCGGAAAUGGUCGAUCCUUGCCUCGUCGAAGAGCUAAACUGGGGCCAACCGCUACCCGCCACGGUGCCGCACAAGCCAGACGUGCUCCUCCUGGCCGACUGCGUCUACCUCGAAGUGGCCUUCCAGCCCCUCGUAGACACGAUGCUCGCCCUCUCGGGCCCAUCGACCGAGAUCCUGUUUUGCUACCAGAAGCGCAGAAAGGCCGAUAAGAGAUUCUUUAACCUCCUCAAACGCCACUUUACCUUUGCCGACGUCCAGGACGAUGAUGAGCAGAGGACGAGGGCGUACCGCAGGCAGGGGACGCAGCUGCUCCGCGUCGUCAAGAAGCAGACCAAGUAG
This is a messenger RNA of Pseudozyma flocculosa PF-1, 1020 nucleotides long. RefSeq lists its product as uncharacterized. Bases 1 to 1020 code for a protein of 339 amino acids. The transcript has 4 exons. Lineage: Eukaryota; Fungi; Basidiomycota; Ustilaginomycetes; Ustilaginales; Ustilaginaceae. The record is from RefSeq and is a predicted model, not a curated record.